Lycium ferocissimum is the source of this 1527-nucleotide messenger RNA. RefSeq names its product mitochondrial phosphate carrier protein 3, mitochondrial-like. The record is from RefSeq and is a predicted model, not a curated record. Gene Ontology annotation, biological process: mitochondrial phosphate ion transmembrane transport. Gene Ontology annotation, molecular function: phosphate transmembrane transporter activity. Gene Ontology annotation, cellular component: mitochondrial inner membrane. Lineage: Eukaryota; Viridiplantae; Streptophyta; Magnoliopsida; Solanales; Solanaceae. Bases 183 to 1274 code for a protein of 363 amino acids. The transcript has 6 exons.
CCACGUAAAAAAGAAAGCCAAUAAAUUGAUUAAACAACCUUCACAUAACGUAGCCAUUUUCGACUCUCCCUCUUCCUCGGAGAGUUCUUAUAUUUCAUCUUCAUUUCCAAAUUCUCUUAUACAUAGUAUUACAAAUUAAAGCUCUUUGAAUUUCUUGAUCACAGUUACAACUACCUACUUCAAUGGCGUUUCCAGACAACUCUACCCGGAAAUCUUUAAUCCCAAGUUUUCUUUACACGACUAAUAUGGACCAUCUUGGCAAUAAUAUGGAUAGAUCAUCUCAGCCAUCCAUUUUACCAUCAUCAUCACCGACGAUGGAGAAGAAGCCUUUCUUGAUUCCAGCACCAAAGGAGAAUUCAGAUUCAGGUUAUAAGGUAGAAAUGUAUUCACCGGCAUUUUAUGCAGCCAGUACCAUCGGUGGUAUUCUGAGUUGUGGUCCUACUCACACGGCUGUCACCCCUCUCGAUCUUGUCAAGUGCAACAUGCAGAUUGACCCAGCGAAGUACAAGAGCAUUUCGUCUGGUUUUGGAAUUUUAUUUAAGGAGCAGGGUAUUAGAGGAAUGUUUAGGGGUUGGGCACCUACUCUGGUUGGUUACAGUGCACAAGGAGCAUGCAAAUAUGGAUUCUAUGAAUAUUUCAAGAAGUACUACUCAGACCUUGCUGGCCCUGAAAAUGCUGUCAAAUACAAGACUUUAAUUUACCUUGCUGGUUCUGCUUCUGCUGAAGUUAUUGCUGAUGUUGCCCUUUGUCCAUUUGAGGCUGUUAAAGUUCGUGUACAAACUCAGCCUGGUUUUGCUAGAGGCUUGUCUGAUGGACUUCCCAAACUUGUCAAGGCUGAAGGAGCUGCCGGGCUUUAUAAGGGGAUUGUGCCUCUCUGGGGACGACAAAUUCCAUACACCAUGAUGAAGUUUGCAUCAUUUGAAAACAUUGUGGAACAACUCUAUAAGCAUGUCAUUCCAGUACCAAAAGACCAGUGCAGCAAUUCUACGCAGCUCGGUGUGAGUUUUGCUGGUGGAUAUUUGGCUGGUAUUCUUUGCGCUGUUGUGUCACACCCUGCUGAUAACCUAGUUUCUUUCCUCAACAAUGCCAAGGGGGCGACUGUGGGCGAUGCUGUGAGUAAGCUAGGACUACGGGGUCUCUGUACUCGUGGUCUUCCCCUUCGUAUAUUCAUGAUUGGCACACUUACUGGAGCACAAUGGGGCAUCUAUGAUUCUUUCAAAGUUUUCGUUGGCCUGCCAACCACCGGUGGUGCAGCUCCUCCAGCCCAGAAGUGAAGAAAGCAUUGAUGAUUACGUAAUAUCUUCUUCUUGUUUUCCACUAGUUCUAAGGGAACUGGAAAUUCUUUCAAUUUAAGUUUUGACUUUUGAUAUAUGGUAACAUUAGUUUUGAAUUCUUUAAAGGUUUGUAGUUGUAUCGGAUAUUUUGGAGGAUGAAUCAUCCUCGGCAUUAUUGGGUUUAAAGUAGUAUCACUUGGUCUGUAAACAAGUUUUUUGGAUUUACAAUAAUAUGGCAAAUUUAUAAUGAGAA